GGCGGCCGGCUGGCCCGGGACCCUGACAGGAACCGGGGCUGAGGGCGCAGUCACCCGUCAGCCCGAGCCGCCGUGGCUGCGGGCCGAGGGCCGGUGGAAAGGACACAAGAUGAGUCCGCCACACUGCCGGUGUCCGAUCGGGUCCUGGCCGGCAGCAGCCCUCGGGCAUUUGUAAGUGUUGGGGGGCCCGAAGGUCCCUGCACCGCACUCCCCGAGGCAGCCAAAGGCCCCCCGUCUGUGCAAUGAAGGCAGCAGUGUUUCUCAAAAGCAUCGUCGGGAGAGUCUGGUUUGGGGUGUAUGUUGGUGCCGGUGAGGGAACAAAGAGCUGCCCCAGCCUUGCAGUAUGAGGGCCUGACUCCCUGCCUGAUUUCCUGAAUAACACCCCAGAUUUUUUCAUUCCAGGACGCAGCUUAACGCCCCCUUUCUGAACUCUGAAGAUCCUGUAUUGUAAGUCAUCUGAGGGAGCCACCUGGUCCUUUUCAGCCAUGACGCCAGAGACUGUGCCCCCGAGCCAGGGGACCCCAGCUGGGUCCAGCUGUAGCCUUAAUAACCUGUUGGGUAGCCAGAAGCUGAUGGCUGUGGGGGUUGUGCUCGGCUGGCUCCUGGUCAUCCACCUUCUGGUCAAUGUGUGGCUUCUGUGCCUUCUGUCUGCAUUGCUAGUGGUGCUGGGAGGAUGGCUGGGCUCAAACGCCAUUGUGGGUGCUACAGGUCGGCUGCACCUGGAACGCUUCAUCCCAAUAGCCAUCUGCCCUCCAAGCCCUGAGGCAGAGAGGCAGCUGGAACAGGAGAUUAACCACACCAUCCAGAUGAUUAUCCGGGACUUUGUGUCAUCCUGGUAUCGCUUAGUGAGCCAGGAGCCAGCCUUUGAGGAAGAGAUAGAGGCAGCCAUGAAAGGGUUGGUCCAGGAGCUCCGAAAGAGGAUGGGCAUGGUGGACAGGCAUGCUUUUGCCCAGAGAGUUCUGAUUCUCUGUGGUUGCCACCUGCAGAGCUAUAUUCAAGCAAAGGCAGCCACUGCAGGAAAGCAGAGUGGUCCAGUUGAGCCCUCACAGCUCUGGGAGGCUUACUGCCAAGCUACAGCCCCACAUCCUGCUGUACAGAGCCCCAGUGCUGAGGUCACCCAUACGCGUGGCAUUGUGGAUGUGUUGCUUCGAGGACUAGUGCCUAAGCCGCACUUGGAAACCCGGACUGGACGCCAUGUAGUGGUUGAACUCAUUACUUGCAAUGUAGUCUUACCAUUGAUCGGCAAGCUGUCUGAUCCUGACUGGAUCCACCUUGUCCUUGUAGGCAUCUUUUCCAAGGCCAGUGAUGAUCCAGCAGAAGAGUCUGAACUGCUCCACCCAGCCAGUGCCCUGGAAGAGCCCUCGGUGCCCACAUCUCUGCCACUGAUUGUUGAAGUAGAGAGUCCACCAGAAAUAAGAGCUCCUUCUCCAGUAGCAGCCCCAGCGCUGCUAAACUGUAGUGAACCAGAGGGGCCUUCAGGUUCCACCCCAGAGGUUGAAGAAGGUUAUGAAGCUGUAGAGGAAGAUUCGGGUGGCAUUUCAGAAGAAAGAAAAUUAGGAAGCAACUCAUGUCAUUUUCUACAGCCAGAUACUCGCGGCCCCCUGUUCUUAUGUGAAGACUCAGAGCUAGAGUCUCCACUCUCUGAACUGGGGAAAGAAACCAUCAUGCUCAUGACCCCAGGCAACUUACUGUCUGACAGGAUUCGAGAUGCUCUAUGUGCCCUAGGGGGCUCCCAGGCUCUGGAGCCUAAGGAUGGUGAGGGAUUGGAAGGAACUGAAGGAGCAGAGGCUGAAGAGGAUCCAGGGACAGAAACAGAGACACGCCUCCUGGUCUCCAUGCUGAACGCCUGCCCAGAGAUCCAGAUUGACACAGCAGACAAGCCAGUAGAGCAAGGAGAUGCUGCUUCUCUUACAGCUUUCCCAGAGGGGCCAGAAAUGACCUGCCCCCUGCGACCUUCAUGCUUAGAGAAGGAUCUCACAAACGGUGUGAGCUCCCUUGAUCCUAGUCUGCCACAGGUUCUGCUUUCCUCCUCUCCAACCAGCUCUCUCAGCUCAGCCACCUUCAGCUUUGAGUCCCUCAGUAGUCCAGAUGGCCCAAUUGUCAUCCAGAACCUUCGUAUCACUGGCACCAUUACUGCCCGGGAGCACAGUGGCACUGGAUUCCACCCAUACACACUCUACACCGUGAAGUAUGAGACAUCCCUCGAUGGUGAGAAUGCCAGUGGCCUGCAGCAGUUGGCCUACCACACUGUGAAUCGCCGCUACCGGGAGUUCUUGAAUCUGCAGACCCGGCUGGAGGAGAAACCAGAUCUACGAAAGUUCAUCAAAAAUGUGAAAGGGCCUAAAAAGCUCUUUCCAGAUCUUCCCUUUGGAAACAUGGAUAGUGACAGAGUAGAAGCCCGUAAGAGCCUUCUGGAAUCAUUCCUAAAGCAACUGUGUGCCAUUCCUGAGAUCGCCAACAGUGAGGAGAUGCAGGAGUUCCUCGCCCUCAAUACAGAUGCUCGGAUUGCCUUUGUCAAGAAGCCCUUUAUGGUCUCCAGAAUAGACAAGAUGAUGGUGAGUGCUAUCAUGGAUACCUUGAAGACAGCGUUUCCUCGCUCUGAGCCCCAGAGCCCCACAGAGGAGCUGAGUGAGGCGGAGACAGAAAGCAAGCCCCAGACAGAAGGCAAGAAGGCUAACAAGUCCAAACUGAGGUUCUCAUCCAGUAAAAUUGCUCCAGCACUGAGUAUGACUGAAGCACAUGAGAAGGUCCUCUAUUGUCUCCAAGAAGGCAAUACGGAAUCGGAGAUCCUGUCCCUGUCUGCAAUGGAAUCCUUUAUUAAAAAACAGAACAAGUUGUUAGAAAUGCAGCCAGAGGAAACCCCAGAAAAAGAUUCUGAACAAAUCCCCAAAAUAUGUGUGGAUGGUGGCUUGUCAGACGCUGCCAUGCCAGCCCGUGACCUCAGCAACAGUGAUCCAGGGGCAGAGACAGGUUUAGCUGACACAGCCCUGGAUCUGCUCCUCUUGCUGCUCAUGGAACAGUGGAGAUGGCUGUGUACUGAAAAUGUGCAGAAGGUUCUUCAUCUGAUCUUUGGAACCCUGAUUCAGAGAAUUCUAGGGAUCCACAGAGGUGCUUCAGAAGCCAACUUAGAGGCUAAGGGAAAAACUGAGUGGGAAUGAUCUAAUCAGAGCAGUUCUCCUUUGAUCAUUUUAGUAUCCUGGGAUCUGGAUAAGGUUUUGUUUGAGAAAGGGGCUCCACUGUGUUAAAUACACGCACAUACAUACAUGCACACACGGCCUCUCAUUUAGAGUAUAAAGUCCCAACUCCUUUCUCUCUUGGCAUGGUCUAGCCCCAGUCUUACUUCCCAUACUCCCCACGCAAGCUAUCCACCACUGCCUGAAGUUUCUGUGGUCUCUCUUCCUCCAGGCCUUCGUAUAGCCUAUUGUCUCUGCAUCAGUGACCCUUGUCUACUCAUUUAUUCUGCUCCUUCGCUGUGGUCCUAGCUUUCCCUCUCUGUGCCUGUUUGGGCUACUCUAAGCAUCUUUUAAAAACUGAGCAUUAAAUGUCAUUUGGUCAAACUUUCUAUGGCACCCUCUACCACUUUGCCUCAGAAUUAAGGAGACGACUUCUCUAUUCCAGGAGCCUUCGUGGCAAAGUAGUUAAAGCAUUCGGCUGCAAACCGAAAGGUCAGCAGUUGGAACCCACCAGCUACUCCGUGGAAGAAAGAUGUGGCAGUCUGCUUCUGUAAAGAUUUACAGCCUUGGGAAACUUAUAACCAAAAAAGCCCCACAAACCCACUGCUGUCAAGUCAAUUCUGACUCAUAGCAACCCUGUAGGACAGAGUAGAACUGUCCCAUAAGAUUUUCAGGGAGCAGCUGGUGGAUUCAAACUGCUGACCUUUUUGUUAGCAGCCAAGCUCUUAACCACUGUGCCACCAGGGCAGUUUUACUCUGUCCUGUAAGGUGGGUAUAGUGUCACUAUGGAUCAAAAUCAACUUAACAGCAGGUUUGGUUUUGGUUUUUGGCCUUCUCUAUUCCCAAAGUUUUGGCAAUAAUACCACAGUGUAUUCUAAAUUCUCUGCCUAUUUCUGUAGAUCAGUGGCUCUCACCUGGGGAAUGAUUUUGCCCCCCAGAGGACAUUUGGCAAUAUCCAGAGACCAUCUAGUGGUUAGAGGCCAGGAAUUCUGCUAAACAUCCUAUCAUGCACAAAACAGCCCCUGCCCCACCCAACAAUAAUGAAUCAUCCUACCCAAAAUGUCAGUGAUUAUAAAUUCUAGUGAUGGGGGGAGGGGGAGGAAAAAAUAAAGCUGAGGGAUGAGAUUUAAAGAAGUGAGUAUAUUGUUUCGGACUCUCUAGUCUAAGUUAGGCCGUUUUGUAGCGUUUGUCUCACUUUGCCUUAAAACACUCAUUUUUCUGUGUCCAACUGGGGAGUCAUCUGGGCCUUCUUCUUUUAUUCAUUAAAAAAUAUAUAUAUUAUUAAGGACUACUCAAUAGUGAACGAAACCGUCCCUAUUUCAUAUAUUUAAGUUUAACAGAGGUGAGUACUGAAACCCAAGGCCUUUCCCUUGAUCACAGAGCUACAAUAUGCUGUAUUUAACCUCUCAGAGCGUUGGUUUCCUCAUCUGUAAAAAAGAAAUGUUAAUGCUAUCUCUCUCCUUAUGUCUUAUCAUAUGCUCUUCAGAAAACGAAAGAAGGAUAGAAAGUAUUUUCUGUUUCUAAUCCUCCAGCGAAUGGACCCAAAUUGCUCCACUUUUUAUGUCUUCAGGAUGCCCCGCCCCCUACCAUCUACUCUGGCCAGCUGCCAUCAACCCUAUUGUGGCCGUCCCUCUGAGAUACACAGAAUAGGGCAUCUAAACAAUAAAGGCUUUGUGAGGCCUUUGAGGUGACUUCAUGCAGUGGGCUCGUUUGUUAAAGCCAACAACCAGAACAUUUCGGUCUCUCAUGUCAGGACACAGAACACCUGGUAUCUUUCUAGCACAGACAAGCAUGCGUUAAGCCUAUAGUCAGUAGUAUUUUCCAGGUUAUUGGUGCUUGGUUAUGUGGGUGGGAAGUGCUGCUGGAAUCAAAGCAUCACUGUUCUAAUGAAAAGAGCUGAAAUCAGGCUACAUUCCUCAUCUUUCCAUCCCUGCUCCCUGACACAUACACUGGAACCAUGCCUCUAGUUGGGUGGAUAAGCUAGCUGUCCGGCAAAUGAAAACCAGCAGAACCUGUAUGCAGCCUAUGCCACAGAAGAAAUGAGGGAGAGGGCUCACAGCCGAAUUUCCUUUGUCUUUCUUGUCUCUGCACUUUUUGUUUUUUUUGUGGGGAGACAUCUCUAUUUGGUAGGGGAAAUACUGGAUGUAUUUGGUGAGUUUAAAUGAAGCCAAUAUGAAUAUUGUAUAAGAACAGAAUUUGUGUCCAGUUACUUUUAGAAAACUCUUUGUAACUGGUCUGUAUAUUCAUUCGUCAUAGAUAUUUUUAGGUGAUGCUAUCUUGCAGUUUUCUAUUGUCUCAUAUUCCUUCCUGUCUAAAAGUUCUUAUGUCUAAUUCAGCUUUAUCCUUAAGCCCAUUUUGUUUUAUCUGCAGUGGAAACAGGAAUACAGCUAACUGGUACCUUUCUCACCCUAAGUCUUAACAGAGUAGAGUAAAGAAACACAUCCUUCCCUGUUUAAGGCCUGUCAUCUUUCCUAUGAAUCUUCACUCCCAUUUAAUGAUAUUCUUGGCCUUCUUUUCAGAUAUCAUGGUGCUGGGUUCACAGGGUUCUUGAAGCCUCUUUAAGAUAGGGAAAAAAAAGACUCAUUGCUGUCGAGUCGGUUCCGACUCAUAGAGACCCUGUAGGACAGAGUAGAACUGCCCCAUAGGGUUUCCAAGGAGCGGCUGGUGGAUUUGAACUGCUGAUCUUUUGCCUAGCAGCUGUAGUUCUUAACCACUGUGCCACCAGAGGUGGGAAAUCAUGGGUUUCUGGAGAAAGAAUCACAAUUUCCCCUCCAGAAGCUCCAAAGGUGUGAUUCCUGUGGCCCAUGACCUCACAGCAGCAAGGCCUCAUGUGCAUGGUAGACCUGGAAAAGAUAGAAUUUAUUUCAGGAUUCAGAGAGUAGACAGUGAUAAUCUUAUUGGCUCACUGGGACCACAUGGCCAGUUCCCUGAGUAUAGGUAACUUAGGAUUGCUAUCCAGUAAACAUUUACUGAGAAAGUUUACUUUGUGCAGAUACUGUGCUGAGCACUAUGAACAUUUUAUAUCAUGUAAUCCUUCUCAAAAGCCCUGUGGAAGAGUUAUUAUAAGCCCCAUUUCAAAGAUGAGUAAACAGGAUUAUCAAGCAUUUUGAUGAUUUAAUGAGCUAAUAAGUAUGUCAGGGAGAAUUUGGAUCCAAGUCUGAGCUUACACUAUUAAAUACUAUUAAACCCUAAACUAUAAUGACUCUCUAACUUUCAGGAUCAGAUCUCUGUCCUGUGACUUGGAGGGAGAAAACCCAGCCCAAACUACUUAGGCUCCGAGUGGUAGACAGCCCCUGAGAGGAGGUCAUGUAAACUGCAGCUCCGUAAGUGCACACUCACAUAUAGCACAGGGCCCUGUGGCAUCAUAAAGUCAGCCCCUAUUACUUAUUCCCUUUUAAAAAGAGGUUGAUGCAGUGCUAAACGCUUUAAUAAACAAAUAAAGCUGGAAACUCGAUAUCUCCCCAAAACUGAAGUCCCCUUCUGCCCCCCACCCACUACGUGAGGUGUGGUGUGAGGUCCCAGCCUAGUUCAGCAUUGAGCUCCCUGGAACUGUCCCUGUGACUAGUGCCAGGAGGCAGCAUGUUGGUUCUCUGUCUGGAACCAUAGUUAUCUGAGCCCUGUCUUUUCACAGGAUCCUUGGAUCCUCUUCCUUAAUGUUCUGUGCUGUAGGGAACAGGAUCAUUGGUAUUGGUGCCACAGGGGGCUACUGCCACUUCUCUUAUUAUCUUGAACACAUUGCAGUUUGGGCCUCAGGGAUGGUGCAGCCACCUAGAUUUAGGGCAUUUCCUGCUAAAAAUGUUCUCAUUUUCCAGCCUCCAGCAUUAUUAUCUCUAGGUAGGUAAGCUCAGUUCUUCUGCUUCCAGGUUCUUUUACACUUCUUGCUCCCUUAGAGACCUAUACAUCACUGUCGUGGACUCCAGGGACUUCUGCCAGAUCGUAAGCUCACUCUCUCUAGUCUGCAAAGAAAGAAGAGUAAAUUCAACCUCAUGACCCUCUUUCUAAGCCAAGGUUGGAAGAGUUCUGAUGUGAGCCAGACUUCAUAAAUCUCUCUUGAUUGUUGAUGGUGUGGAGGGAGUGGGGGAGGGGAGCUGAGAGAAGUUAGAUGCCCAAAAAAGGCAUUGUUAAGUCAAAGGGAAGCCUUGCACGCAUGCGCCUGACCUAGUCUGUCAGCUUCUUUGCUGGGAACAUCCCAUUAUGUAACAAGGAGCACUCCCUAUUUGGAGUCAGAGACAAAGGGAGGGCAAAGGAAGUGGGGGUAGCCCUCCAAGCCAGGGAGCGAAUCCAGCUUAUGCAAACUCUGCUCUUGUCCGAAAACAGAAGAAACCUGACAGUAUCCCUGCAUGCAUCAGAAUCAAGUUUAGGGAGUUGGACAAGCACUCAGAGAUAGACUGGGCUGGAGGGAAAAAGGAGAGAUGUACUGUGCUCCAUUGAUGGUAGAAGUUUUGGGGCAGGAAGAUCCAGCCAAGGUAAGGGGUAAGAUUAUUAUAGAGUCUUGAUGUAGGGUGAAGGAAUGAGAAGAAGCUGGAUCUAUUCCCUACCUGGAUGCCCAGAGCAACCCCACAAUAAAAAUAGGAGCCAGGCCAGCAGUAGAGUACACGAAUGCCACGUCCCAUGGCUCUGCCCUCCCCAAGGCCCUGAAGAUGGCACCAGACCCUGUGUCAAAAGGGCAGCAGACACAUUCCUGGCAUCUGGGUCAGGAUUUCUUAGUUAAAGAGGGAGGGAGUGAGUGAGUGUGUGUGUGUGUGUGUGUUGAGGGCACAGGGGAAUGGAAAUGGAACAGCCUGGCAGAGGGAAGAGAAGAGAAGGUUCUGUGAUUUGGAGGCGGCGGAGAGUAGAAGUAAACGUAAAGUGAAGCAGUAUAUAGAGAGGAAGAAGAAAAGAAACAGUGAGGCAGGUUUAAGGAGCUCAACCAACAGCGGAGCCAGGAGAAAAUUAAGUGGCAAGCUCUGGAACAUACGCCAGCCAGGUCAUGGAAUGGUUUCCUUAGAAAAGAGUUCUCCCUACAAACCAGCUCCCAGGAGAGGUCGGGAGAGGGUCUGUGGCAGAGAACGUGGGACCACUGGAGGAUGCUGUGCCCUGAGGUGGGAAUGUUCACCUUCCUUAAGGACGAUUAUGAUCUGUUGACCAGUACCUCUUUUGCCCCCCCAUUCUUUUAACGUCAGAAGAGCCCUGGUGGCACUGUGGUUAAAGUGCUCAGCUGCUAUCCAAUAGAUUGGUGGUUCAAACCCACCAGCCACUUCGUGAGAGAAAGAUGUGGCAGUCUGCAUCGGUAAAGAUUACAGCCUAGAAAACCCUGUGGGUCAGUUCUGCUCUGUCCUUUGGGGUCACUAUGAGUCAGAAUUGACUUGGUGGCAGUGGGUUUGCUUUGUUAUUCUCUUAUGUUGCCCCAGAACUGUAGGUCUUCUCUGAGUGGAGUUCCUUUCCAGGGGCCUCGUUCUUGGUGGGCAGGUAGACAGAGCAUCUUUCUGACAUUGGUUAUUUCGUAGUGGAAACAUUACCAAAAACCCACAAUAAUUGCAACAGGAAAGGAACUAAUAUUUCCUAACUGUUCCUGCAAGGAAACCCUGGUGGCGUAGUGGUUAAGUGCUAUGGCUGCUAACCAAAGGGUCAGCGGUUCAAAUCCACCAGGCGCUCCUUGGAAACUCUAUGGGGCAGUUCUACUCUGUCCUAUAGGGUCGCUAUGAGUUGGGAUCAACUCGAUGGCACUGGGUUUGAUUUUUUGGUUUUAUACCAUGCAAACAGCUGUAUAAUUUAUAUACUAAUGAGAAAAUCUAUGAGAAAGACAUAUUUUCCACAUUUUACAGGUGAGAAAAAAAUGGUAUUCAGAUUCAGCAACCUUCCAAGAACACAGAGCUAGCAAGUGCUUCACCUAAGAUUCCACUUACGUCUUCCUGGUGUCAAAGCCCACGCACUUUGUACUGCUCUGCAGCACCUGCCCAUCUGUGCAAGCUUUUCCACAAAGCAGUGAUCACUGAAAUUGGCCUCACUCUUGUUUAUUCCCAUGUAAUCGCUCUUGCGUCUACCUGACUGAGCCCAAGGACACAUGCACUUGGUGGGAGCAUACAAAUUUAUUUCUGUCUGCAUAUUCUGAUUUUACUCUCAACGCACUCCUGAGCCAGAGGUUUGUCUAAUCUCCCAUACAUAUCUCUAUUCUACACCCCAUUCCCAGCCAGAGUUAAAUUCCAGCAUUUCCCAGAAAACACAGAUUCCGUUUUUCCAUUUGCUGUGUAAGCUUCUCUCUCUCAGUUUAUCCCCGUUGCCUUGCUGUGUCUCACACCUGAUCUUGUUGUAAACAGCUUCUGUUGAAAAAGGCGUACUUUUGCAAGAGGCCACAGUUAACAAAAUUACCUGAAACUAAGUCUUCAGAUUUCCCUAUCGUGUUAUUUCCUGGCCCUCUAGACUGUUUUUACAGGUGCUGAAAGUAGUGUUCUUCGGUGAUCGUGUCUUUGCUCAGACUGUGUUGUGCUUUCUUGGGGAAAAGGAACUUGUCCCAUGCCUCUUCCAAUAGAUCUUGACAAAGGGAAAUUCUUGACUUCUGCACAAUGAACCAGGAUGGGUCACAACAGCCUCUCCCAAUGUCUGAGUGUUUCCGCCUGUCACAAAUCUCCCCCCGUUGUGCCUAGAAACACCAUACCUUUCAUGUCAGGUACCAACAGUCUCUACUUGAACAUACCUUAGGGUUGUAGCAGGCGGUGGUAGCUGUCUGGCUGUGUGCCCGUGUGUGGGUGUGGGUGUGCACAUGUGUGGAGUGUAUGUCCUUAAAUUUUCAUACCCUCAAACUGAAGUACAGAAUUGGCGAAUGUAAAAGUUAAGACAAAAGCAGAAUAUCAUGGGAUAUUUAAAACUCAGUCUUUUUUCCAAAUGAAGCUACUGGUAUCUCUUGUCCAUCUAAAAGUACAAAUAAGAAACCAAGUGCUUGAUGUUUUGAUACAUGUUGAUAGCUGGGACUAUGUCUUAUUCACUGUUACACUUGAAGCACAUAACAUAGCCUGCUAUAGAUAGAGCGCUGAAUAAAUUUCUGUCAAAUGAAUGAAUGUCAAAGAUCACACACCAUACCACGUGUAUCAGUCCCUCUGCUCAUCCCUAGUGAGCAUCUCAGGGGCUCCUUGACAGAGUUGGGGCCAGGAAGCACAAAUGCUGGUGGAAUCUCAUUUCUCUUGUUCCUCUACGAGGCUUGUGAAGCUCCUUAAUUGCGUACCUCCAGUUCCCAGACCUUAGUUGGGCCUAAGCAAAGAGGUUUUUUUCGGACCCUUCAGGCCAUCUCCCAUUCUAGUGGUAUUGUCCUUUUCCAGAAGAACACAGUGUCCUCAGCUAUCUUGAGCCUCUACCACUAUGAGGCCUCUAAGGAGUUUGCCCCUUCUGGAAGCAGCUCCUGCUUUUGUGCUUUCUCAACCCCUUUCCUUCCACCUGGGAAAGUAAGAAUAUGGACUUUGAAGUCAGGCAGAUCUGAAUGAAAAUCCUGCCUGAGGCUUACUAUCUGUGUAACUUAGGACAAGUUACUUAACCUCCUUUGUCUCAAUUACUCCACUUUGCAAAUGGGAAGGACAGUGCUUAGCUCAUGAAGUUUUGUGGGAUGACUGAUAGUAACUGAAAGCCUCUUGUGCAUACCUAGUACAUGGCAACACAUGGCAGCACUCGGUAAAUGUGAUUUCUCUUUCAUAUUUACAAGCCCCUUUUUCCAUUUCCUCAGCCUUUUAUUUACUGUGACAUUAACAUAUCUAUCGGAUGUAGACUAGAUGAUAGGUUUACAUUUUAAUGGUGUUUUGAAGAGGUCUUGAUAGUGAGUUUUUCUUGCUCUGUGGUCUGUUAGACAGAAAGUCAUUUUUGCAUCCUUCAGAUCAGGGCAUCUUCCUUCAUAGUAUGGAGCCCUUCAUAUUAUGGCACAAAUGGUUAAGCACUUGGCUACUAACCGAAAGAUUGGCGGUUUGAAUCCACCCAGAGGUGCCUUGGAAAAAAGGCCCGAAAGUCACUGAAGCUCCUCUAGAGCACUGCUCUACUCUGGCACACAUAUGGGGUCACUAUGAGUCAGAAUCGACUCAACAGCAACUUCUUUUUCCCCUUCGUAUUAUCUGCAUAUACACUCCAUCCAUCCUUCCUUAUUUACUUACUUAGAACCUCCCCCAGUUAUAUCCAGAGCAGACACUCAGAGUUUCCAAGAACCAGGGAAUUACCCCUUAACCCAGGUGCUCCAAAUGUUCUUUCAUUGCUUUCUAGGAAACUAACUUUUUCCUUGUUAUGGUGACCCCUUUACAGGUAAUUUUUGAAAAGUGCGUGGAAGAUGUGAUGCUUGUGCGCUGGCCACCAUGUAUUCCUGAGCAUACACCUGUCAUGGGCUAGGUCUUCUGACAUAUAUGACAAUGUGAGGUCAGGUAACCCAGCACAAACCAUAAAUGGUGAAAAAACGUAGAAAGGAUUCUUGGAUAAAUAUUGUUGGGAAGGCUUUAGAGAGGAAGGUAUGUCUUUAAAACUGAAUCUUGUAAAAUAGGUAUCAUCGUGACUGGUUUAGGCUAGAGUAUUCCGGGUACUGAAACAUUUUUUAAAAGGGGAGAGACAUUAUUUCUACUUUUAAAUGAAAAGUAACCCUUGAAUGCAUUUUGAGUUUCUUCCACUAGCCCUUUCUGUGCACACCUGAGAGAAAGAGAGAGAGAGUGUGUGUUUGUUUUGCAUUUGUUUUUUUUUUUUCAGUAUGCUAUUAUGGAAAGACUACCAGGCAAUUGUUGCUGCCUCGGUAGUUGGUACAGGAAUUCUUCAUUUGGGCACCAGGUGGUGCUGCAGGUUAAGGAAUCCCCGUUCACCUUUGAGGGAGGCAUUUAUUUUGCCAUUAUAGAUUCCUUGCCUUGGUGGUGAUGGUAAAUUAAAGCCAUUUGUUGUCUUGUUCCAUGAUUCAGGGGCCGCUCAUGACCCUCGUUAGUCCCACUGAUUUUUUGACAUGCCCGCUUUCUCUCAUCUUGCACCCUUCUCUCCUCUGUUGCAAUCAGUCUUCAGCAUGUGCAGGCUUCUCUGAGCCAUGUGUACUGCUAGAAGUUGCCCCUUUGAGUGCAUUCCACCCCUCAAGGAUUCGGUGCUGGAGCUGACUCAUCAAGAGUGUUUUGACUCAGGAACCCAGAGUGGACCAGAUGAUGAAACCAGCUGGACAUCUGAAACUGAAUUUUGUCAGUACUCUCUAUAAGCUAGUUGGCCUCACACUCAAGGUCUUUUUGGACCCCAAAUUUCUAGAUAUAGUCCAUCUCACUAAGGUACAGAUCAUGAGUGCUGGUUUGCCCUGAUAUUGGGAAUCUUAUUAUAAGCAAGAGCAUUUCCUAUUGCUUUCAGCCAUGGAUGGACAUAGUCUGGCUCUAUCCUAUUAGCUUGGUUUUAGAGGAGCAACUACAUGCUAAUGCCUCAGUUUGGGUCUUCGCUUCUGUUCCUUGGCAGAAGCUUCACCACAUGCCCUGUGGAGGAGCAGACCUGUUGGGUACAGGAGCAGGGAGGAAGUAGAGUGAACUUCUGGGAAAUAUCCUUUAGUCUAUCUCUGAGGUAAUGAUGGCGCCAAAGGAUUUCUUGGGGGAAUUUAGCCCUCCCCCAACAAACAUAUACUCCGUAUAAAAACAGUAUGCUUGCUGUGGAAAUGCAUCUGUAACAUAGGUCUCUUAACAGCCUCCUCUUUCCGAUGUUUUCUAGCCAGAGUUGGUGCCUCCAACAUCCCUACUACAUGGAGAGUCUGAAGUUGCCACUGCUGUACCCUUAUAUCGUUAGUAUCAGGAUAGCCUUCUACUUGAAAAGGUUUUGAAAUUCAACCUGUAGGCAGGAGACUGGAAAAAAAAAAAAAUACCUUUGGAUAGCUCUUCUAUCCCCAAGAUGAUUCUGUUUAUUAUAAUCACUUUUCCUUUUCCCCAAACCAAAAAAUCAAACCCAUGGCCUUGGUCAAUUCUAACUCAUAGCAACCCUACAGGACAGAGUAGAACUGCCCCAUAGGGCUUCCAAGGCUGUCAUCUUUAUGGAAGCAGACUGCCACAUCUUUCUCCCAAGGAAAGGCUGGUGGGUUCAAACUGCCAACCUUUUAGUUAGCAGCUAAGCACUUAACCACUGUGCCACCAGAGCUCCUUCCUUAUCUCCACUUUCCCAGUAUUUUUCCUGCUUUCUUAAUUGACAUAGUUUCUCAAAUUCAUCCUUUUUUCUCCUUGAGGCUAGUCUUUUCCAGCCGGCUCUAGCCAUUUUCACAGCCUCAUUUGGAGCCACACAGUAUCUGGUAAUUUAAAUACAAUCCCUGAUUCUCCUCCUCUCAAUCAAGGCUGAGCGUGCUCUAAAUCUAUUACCUAUAAAAUUUGGAGGAGUUUGGGGGUUGGUCUCAUCUAAGUAGGAAAAAAAAAAACCAAACCCAUCGCUGUCCUGUCAAUUCUGACUCCUAAUGACCCUAUAGGACAAAGUAGAACUGCCUCAUAGGGUUUCCAAGGAGCUCCUGGUGGGUUCAAACUGCUGACCUUUUGGUUAGCAGCCAAACUCUUAACUCCUCAUGACUUCUCAUCUACCAGCCCUUUCCUUCCCAUGGGCCUCUCCUGUGGUGGUGGUUGUAUGCCCAGAGCAGUGCAUGUGUGAGGUAAAGUCACCGUGAACAAUGGGCCUUUCGUUGUCAAGACAACCACUAAAUGACUGCCUUCUCCCCUCCUUUGUGUUCUGCCUUUCUUUCCAGUGCUCCAACUCUGAGGGUUUGUCUCUUUCUUCUUGGCCUUUCCCCUCUACUAGACUCAAUUUUCUUCUGAAUGGGUGGCCAUUUUAAUUAGCCUUCCCAUUCUCCACCCCACCUCCCUGCCCGGAGGUGCCGAGAAAGGAAAGGGUCAGAAUAACCACCUGGCAACAGACUGAGCCAGGCUUGCUGUUCACACAGGACCAAGGAAAGGCAGAGAGAGACAUUUUAGAACCUGUGCUCUUAGAGCAAAAAUCUCUUUGUUUAUCGCAGAGAGGUCUUGUUUUAGGAAGGGUUCAGAAAUAGUCUUUAAAUUACCCAUAAUGCCACAGGGCCCCUCCUCAGUCCUUGUAAACACUCAGGAGUAAAUGAUCCACUGUCCCAAUACUUACUUCCCUGACGUGCCAGGAGGAGAAGUUUUUCAAAAGGGAAAACAGACACAGGAAAUGCAAAACUCACUCAAGAUCCAGCCCCAGUUCAGUUCCCUGGACCUGGUGGAAUUUUUUAAGAGGGUCAGACCUGCAUGAACACACAUGCACUUGCAAAAAUGCUUUCAUUUUUCUCAUUGGAUCUUGACGAUACCUUUGUGAAGAAGGCAAGGCAAGCAUUAGCCUAUGUUAUAGAGAAGGAAAGAAUUCAGAGUUCCUUCAGGCUUUAAGUGGUCAGGCCAGGUGCAGACCUGUGGGAGGGUUGUCUUGUGUUUCUCCCACUUUUUACGGCAUACUGCCUGUGUGGACCUUGAGGCUUUUCUGGCUGCAAGCACGUCUGUUCCCCAGAAGAAGUACGAGAUGUGUGCCUUCUGUGAAGCUUAUUUUGUGUGUCAUGCUUUAAGAUCAGUAUUUGUCUCACAUACAACAUUACUUAUUGACUGAUAUUUACUCAUUACCUACUCCGUCCAAGCACUUUGUUAAAUGAUCAAAAUACAAAAAUGACUCAAUACCUCUACCAUAAGAUAUUUAAGAUUCAGUUGGAAAUGCAAACUUAUAAAUAAGGAGUUCUAGUAUAAAAUUGGGGCUUUAAAAAGAACUCUAGGCAUGAUUCAGAGAGGAGACUAAGUAAUCAAUUCUGAGGAGUUCAGGGAAGGCUGACAGAAGAGAAGACAUUUGAGAUGGGAUUUGAAGGACGAGGGCGGCGGGGGAGGUUCGACCAGCAGACAUUGGAUGAUGGAGCAUCCAAGGCAGAGAGGUAAAACCGUAUAGCAAGUUGGUGGUGCUUGAAGAAGAGGGGUGUGAUCAGGAAUACAAGACAUAAGAAGAGUGGCCGAAGAUAACACUGAAGAGUUGAGUAGCCAAUUUAUACAGAGCUUUGUAAGCCCCUCAAAGAACAUAGGGUUUGAUCUCCAUUUGGUGGGAAACCAUUUAAAAAAUUUAAGCAGGUGAUGACAUGAUCAAAUAUGUAGUUUAUAAACAGCACUUAAAUAGUGCUGUAUAGGAUUAGUUGGAGGAGGUAAAGUUGCAAUCAGGGCCAAGAUGAUACAGAGGAAUAGCUAACUCUGUAGCUGGUACCAAGAAGUUUGUCAGUUUUCUGUACUAUGACAUAAGACACUUGCAUGGUAGACUCCUGACUACAGACAGAGUGCAACUCAAGCAUAUUAGAAAGAAUAUGUUUGGCAGGAGGCUUAUCAAUCUAGCGAAAAGGAACAAGCUGAAAAAAAAUACUCUAAUAAAGUUAAAAUUGAAUAUUGUAGAGAACAGCUGGCACAGAAAGGAAAGCAGAGGUGAAUGAGAUGUACUUUAAUUCACAAGAACAUAAUAGAGAGUAAGAAUGAGAUAAAGAAUAGUAGUGUUUUUAAUGCCAUAAUAACAAAGGAGCUUAGUUUUAACACCAUAAGGUAUCAGAGUUUUAGCCUAGAAUUGGUUCAUUCCGUAAAUGUUUGAUGACUUUUUGUGUAAAACACACUGUGGCUGUACAUGCUGAAGGAGAUACCAAAGUGAAUUAGAUAAGAUCCCUGCACUCAAAACCUUACAGUCUUAGUCUUUUGGCACAUAAAGGAACCUUGAUCAGUAAUAUACUAAGUAAACGAAUAAACGAAUUAAACACAUAAUUCCAAUGAGAAAGAAAAAGAAUCAGCAUCAAGUGAAAUCAGGGUAGCUCACCGAGAUUAGAAGCUAAAUGAACAUUUACAAAAAUAGGGGAGACACACACUCAGUAACGAAAAAUGGUAACAAUAGAGCUGAUAAGAAUGGUGUCCAACAAACUUAAACUCAGAAAGAGGUGAAGCUAUGGGCUAAUAUUAGGGAAACAACUUUUAAAAAUAAUAAAAAAAUAAUAAACAUGCUAAAAACAAGAACAAAGAAAAUUCAGGCAAAUUGUUGGAGACAGUUGGUGCAGUGUUAACUGGCUACAUCGAGAAAACAUUUAUUUCUUCACUCAACAAUGAAGGAAGGGGUCUACUGUUUGUCAGACUACUUCAUUUUUGUUUUCUCUAUCAAGAAAAAUGGUCUAACAAGAAGAGAUGAACAAACAUGAUUAAACAAGAAGACUAAAAUAGGAAUGAAAAUAAUAAGAGAGCAUUUAACUGUUUUAAAUAAAUUCAUAUACCUGGCCCAGAUGAAUUAUAUUCCAUGGAACUUAAAGAAUUUGUGUGUAUAUAUAUAUAUAUAUCAGAUUUUUUUUUUUAUAUUAGUGAAGGUCUAAAAUCAUUAAGAAACAUUGUGACAUGAAAAUGUAUUGGACUGGAGAUGGGCAGAUAGCUUGCCUUUUACCAUGGGAUAAAGGCAUUUUUCUCUGGAAAUUCCUAAAACAGGUUAUUAAGUAGAUGUUUUGUGACUGCUCAGGAAGGGAAAUGGUGAGCCUUGGAAACUGGUAGGGGUUCAAUAAAAUGUUUGCUGGCUGACUGUCUCAGUCAUCUAGUACUGCUAUAACAGAACUUCCACAAGUAGAUGGCUUUAACAAAGAGAAAUUUAUUCUCUCAGAGUCUAGUAGGCUACAAGUUCAAAUUCAGGGUGCCGGCUCCAGGGGAAGGCUUUCUCUCUCUGUCAGCUCUGGAGGAAGGUCUUUGUCAUCAAUCUUCCCUUGGUCUGGGAGCAUCUCAGCACGGGAACCUCAGGUCCAAAGGAUGCGCUCUGCUGCCAGCACUGCUUUCUUGGUGGUAUGAGGUCCCCAUGUCUGCUCGCUUCUGUCUUUUCUAUCUCAAAAGAGAUUGGCUUAAGACACUACCUAAUCUUGUAGACCUCAUCAGUGUAAUUGCCACUAAUCCAUCAUAUUACAUCAUAGUGAUAGGAUUUACAAUACACAGGGAAAUUACAUCAGAUGAUAAAAUGGUAGACAGUCAUACAAUACUGAGAACCAUGACCCUAGCCAAGUUAACAGACAUUUUUGGGGGACACAGUUCAGCCCUUGACACUGACUAGCACAGUUUCUUUCUUUGGUGUGGUAAUGCAAUGGUUGUUUAUUAUAUAUGGAUUUCAACAAGCUUUUGCCAUAUUUUUAUAAUAUACACAUGGACAAAAUGAAUAAUUGUGGCCUGGAUUAUAAUACUUUCAAGUGAUUCAUAGUCAAAUGUCUUUAGCCCAAGAAUAUUAAUUACUAAAUUGAUACCACUUUAGAGGGAACUUUCUAGUGAUAGAGUACAGCUCUUGGUCUUAUUUUAUUUCGUUUAGAAUUUUCGUCAGUAAAUUUGUAAGUAUAUUUAAUCUUAGAGGUAUAAUUAAUAGCCUGGAUGACAAAAAUCAAGACUUAAAAAGAUUUAGGAAGGUCAAUUGAGUGGUACUCUAAAACCAACAAGAUGGAAUUUAAUAGGAAUCAAUAUUAUACAUCAGGAUAUAGAUUUUCUAAAAAAUUACACAGGUACGGGAGGGCAAGACUAGGUGUAACAGGCGUGUGAUUUUUUUUUUUUAAUGCACAUACAUGGACCUACAGUUUUAGAAACUGCAAACUCAAUAUGAGUCACUGCUUUGAUGAAUAUGCCAAAAAAGCCAACACCAUCUUAGACUACAUCAAUAGAAGUAUAGAGUUUAGCUCAAGGAAGGCACCAAUCCUACUGUUUGCUGUGCUGGGCAGAUCACAUCUGGGGCUUGUGUUUAGUUUGGACACUCCAUCCUAAUAGAGAAUAACAAAGCAGAACACACCCAGAGGGUGGAACCAGGAUGGGGAAUGGUUCAUUUCACUUCCUUCAUUCAGCAAACAUUUAUUGAGGGUCUGUUGUGUGCCCAACUUUGAUGUGGACAGAAUAAAAAAUAUAUAUAUAUAUAUUUCUGUGUGUGUAUAUAUAUAUAUUUUUUUGUAUAUAUAUAGCUUGUAGAAGAGACUUAAGAGUCAAAUAUAUAUGUUUAGAUAUAUAUUUUUAUGUAUAAAUGUUUAUAUAUAUAGCUUGUAGAAAAAGAGACUUAAGGGAGAAAUAAUAGCAGAAUUUGAAAAUGCUAAGUGUUGUGUCUUGAAAGAGAGAUUUGACUUAUAGCUGUAACUCCAGGGAGUGUAACUAGGACCAAUGACUAGAAUUUACAAGGAAGCAAAUUUUGGUUGCCAAUAUUUAAGAAGCAUCGCUAAUGAAUUAGAGUUAUCCUUUUUAGGAAUUAAGUGAUUUCCCCAAGGUCACAUCGCUAAGUGGUAGCAGAGGUAAGAGAAGAGCCUAAGUUUCAGGUUUCACAGGUCAGCGCUCUUCGCUAUGCCUUUAUAUUAUAGAGGGGACUUCUGCUCUGGGAGGCAGUUAGAGGACAUAACCUCAAAGUUUUCUUCCAGCUCUAAAAUUGUACGUUCCUAUACAGCCUCUUGCUAUGAACUGCUCCUUUUUGAUUCUCAGUGUUUUCAUAUGUGAAUUGAUGAGAUUGGAAAAGAUAGCCUUUAAGGUUCACGUAUGUGAUCUCUUGAGUGCCCUUUUUUGAUUAAGAAGCCUUCUUAAUUCUUAGUGCUCAUUGAUUGUGUAUCUGUGACUUGUAAAUUACUAAUCAAAAUCAAAACCUGUUGGUGGCUAAAUAUAAAAGCAUGCAGCUCAGAUUCUAAAAUUCUGUUGUGUAGACAGUGUUUAGUUCUUUCUUUGAAGCACAUGCUUUAAAGAUGUGGAUCCAUGAUUUAGAACAUGAGAGAAAAUACCAAAGAAGAAAUUGUGCGGAUUCCAUGAGCCAUUUGAGAUUUUGCAGAAGUGACUGGGAGAAAGAAACAGGAGUUUCUUGCCCUUAGAGUUCAUUUCCUCUUCAUUCUUCUCCAGCACAGGGCAGGAAAGAAUGGUGACCUAGAUACACAGUCAGAGGGCAGCAAUGUUGAACUUUCUCAGACACAGCUUAGUAAUUUGGGUCUGGCCAGCUACAGGGCUGAGAAGCUAUAGCUGAACGCUGACAGGGAGGAACUGCCUAUAAACACAAGAAGGGGCUAUGGGCAGGAAGGCAAGAGCCUGGGAAAGGAAUCCAAGGGGAAAAGAAGCUGCUUUUAUCAGGUGUGAAAUUGGCAGCAACAACUUGUUUGAUGAGAAAUGCCCUGAAUUUACCAUCACCCCUAAGACUUCCUUUCUUUCCCACCCAGUAGAUUGGGGGUACUGAUUGGAUGAGCAAAUACUCGUGGUAAUGUGCUAAGAGUCUCUGGGUACAGGACACAAGAUACAUGGUUUAUGCCAUUAUAAACAUUUUGCAAGGUGCUUGGGGGCGGGUAGGGGCAGAGAUUGUUUCCAGGAAGCUGAAGAUGUGGUUUGGACUUUUCUCCCCCAUCUCUUGGAUCCAAAAGAAACCCAAACCCCUUGCUGUCGAGUUGAUUCUGACUCUUAGUGAUCCUAUAGGACAGAGUUGAACUACCCUACAGUGUUUCCAGGGAGCAGCUGAUGAAUUCGAACUGCCAACCUUUUGGUUAGCAUGCUCUUACCCACUGUGACACCAGGGCCCCUGUAGAAUUCCUAAUUCCUUAUUGUAUCAGUGUUUUUUCAUUUUAUUUUUAACUCUAAUCCACAGUAAGAAAUACAUUUUACAUUGUGACCCAGUACGAACACACACACACAAAUACAUAUCCCAUUGCCAUCCAAUCUAUUUCUACUCGUAGUGACCCUAUAGGACAAAGUAGAACAGUCCCAAGGGUUUCCAAGGCUAUGAUCUUAAUGGAAGCAGACUGCUACGUCUUUCUUCUGCGGAGUGGCUGGUGGGUUCGAACAGCCAACCUUUAGGUUGGCAGCCGAGCACUUAACCACUGCGCCACCAGGGCUUCUACAAAUACAUAUAUACAUACAUAGAUAAAUAUGAAAUAAGUGUCCCCAAACCACAAAAUUGAUUACAUGAUCUCUAAGGAAGUACCUGUGUUUUAUUGACUAUGCAAAGGCAUUCGGCUAUGUGAAUCAUAAAGAAUUGUGGAUAACAUUGCAAAGAAUGAGAGUUCCGGAACACUUAACUGUGCCCAUGAGGAACCUGUACUUAGCCCAAGAGGCAGUUAUUAGAACAGAACAAGGGGAUACUGUAUGGUUUAAAGUCAGGAAAGGAGUGCAUUAGGGUUGUAUCCUUUCACCACACUUAUUCAAUCUGGAUGCUCAGCAAAUAAUCCAAGAAGCUGGACUAUAUGAAGAAAGCAGGGCAUCAGGAUUGGAGGAAGACUCAUUAAUAACCUCUGAUAUGCACAUAACACAGCCUUGCUUGCCGAAAGUGAAGAGGACUUGAAUCACUUACCAAAGAAGAUCAGAGACCACAGCCUUCAGUAUGGAUUAUACUUCAUCAUAAUAAAAAGCAAAAAUCCUCACAAUUAGACCAAUAAGCAACAUCAUGAUAAUCAGAGAAGAGAUUGAAGUUGUCAAGGAUUUUAUUUUACUUGAAUCCACAGUCAACGCCCAUGGAAGCAGCAGUCAGGAAGUCAGAAGACGCAUUGCAUUGGGCAGAUCUGCUACAAAAGACUUCUUUAAAGUGUUAAAAAGCAAAGAUAUCACUUUGAGGACUAAGGUGUGCCUGACCCAAGCCAUGGUGUUUUCAGUUGCCUCAUAUGCACGUGAUGUGAAAGCUGGACUAUGAGUGAAUAAGGAAGACCAAAGAAGAAUCAGUGCAUUGACAUGAUGAUGUUGGCAAAGAAAGAACAAAUCUGUCUUGGAAGAAGUACAGCCAGAAUGCUCAUUAGAAACAACAAUGGCGAGACUACGUCUCAGAUACUUUGGACAUGUUAUCAGGAAGGGCCAGUCCCCAGAGAAGAGCACCAUGCUUUGUAGAGUAGAGGGUCAGUGAAAAAGAGGAAGACCCUCAGUGAGAUGGAUUGGCACAGUGGUUGCAACAGUGCACUCAAGCAUAACAAUUGUGAGAAUGGCGCAGGACUGGACAGUGUUUCAUUCUGUCAUACCUAGGGUUACUAUGAGCUGGAACUGACUUGAUGGCACCUAACAACAACAGCGCAGUGAUGUACAACUACCACCCAUCUGUCAGCUUGUUGUACUGUGUUGGCUUGAUGCUGUGCUGUUAUGAUGCUAGAAGCUAUGUACUGGUACUUCAAAUAACAGCAGGGUUACAAUGCUGGACAGGUUCUAGUGGAGCUUCCAGACUAAGACAGACUAGAAAGAAAGGCCUAGCAAUCUUCUGAAAAUUAGCCAGUGAAAACCUUAUGAAUCACAACAGAACAUUGCCCAACUCGCUUGCUUUGGACGCAUCAUCAGGAGGGAUCAGGGUUUCUGAAGUAGAGGACCAGUGAGGGUGAGGGAGACCCUCGGUGAGAUGGAUUGGCAGAGUAACCAACAAUGGACUCUGACAUGCGGGUGCUUGUGAGGAUGACAGAGGACCAAGCAACGAACCUUUCAUUCUGUGGUACAUGAGGUCACCAUGAGUCAGCAUUGCUUGAUGACAGCAAUCACAUACAGCCCACAAUUUGGUGAAAAAUAUUGUGCUAUGACCAUCAGUUGUAAAAUGACCAAAAGUAGACUUUUGAAUCCAAGAGAUACUAAGCCUAAAGCGGUAUUUCUUAACCAGAAGCACUAUGGGUAGGGGCCGGGAAUGCGGCUAAACAUUUUACAGUGCAUAAGACAUGCCCCACAACAAAAAAUUACCAAUCCAACAUGGCAGUAGUACAGAAGUCGGGAAACCCUGCUGUAAGGGUGAUGAGGCAGCACUUCUCAUCUACUGUAGAUCUAUUUAAAAUGAUAGAAACUGUAACCUGAUCUUCCUUUCCUCUUUUUCUUUCAACUGUGUUUGGUACCUUAAGAUGAGAUUGGAGCAUACCUAAUCACUGUUGGGUUGUUUAUUAGGUUUAGCCUAGUGAAUGAACAGAAAGGCCCCAAGGAAUGAGUCUCUUGUUUUUGUUGUUUUUUUUUCCCGUUAGACUGCACUUGCAUUUUGUUAGAAUAUCAUAUUGCUCCUUUGAAUAUUUUCUGUUUUACAAUUUUAAUAUCCUUCUCCGCCACCCCCUCCUCCUCCACAUUAAGCCAUACUGAUGCAGCUGUCUUGGAAAAGAAGCCAUAGCAGCUCUCUUGGAAAAGAAGUGAUGAGAAUUUGGCUAAUUGGAUUAGACAUGAUCCCUAAAGCCCUCUCCCUUUACUCAUGAGAUUUCUUGAUUCUGCUAUUUUGAUGGGAAAUGACCUUCUGCCGACUUUGAAGUGCCAUCUUAAGCCCUGGUAUUAAGUUGUCUCCCAUUUAGCUACGACUUCAUUCCUUUAUCUGCAGCUAUUGCAGACCAGGUUCCCUUCAACAUAGACUAGAUGUCCUCUCCCCGUGUAAUGGCUGGUCCUGAUCUCCAGAUCCUGUCUCCUUCCAUGCCGAGCAUGAGAGAUGCUCUUGAAUGUCAUCGUGUCAAUCUGUUGGUGCUUUUUUUUUCUCAUUUUGCUGCCUAUUUCUGGAUUCCUUAGUAAGGCUUCCAUGUACUCUAGAUCAUUCAGAGAUGGCCUUACAAAACAUACCUAGGUUGCUUUUGUUUUUGGUCUUUUUUUUUUUUUUCUUUGUUUUGUUUUGGGAAGAAGAUAGGACAGAAGAAGGGAGUAUCUCUGAAUCAAAUGUCAGAACUGGAGUACUGGUAGAAAAAUAAAACCAGUGCCAUUUGACGCUAUUCUCAAUCAUAUUUUUUUUAGCAUGUUUACCUCAUGCUUCUUGUAUUACAUAAACAAUAGCAUUUGUGUUUAGUAAAUGAUUUAUUAAAGGAGCCCUGUUGGCGCAGUGAUUAAGCGCUCGGCUGCUAACCAAAAUGUCAGCGGUUCAAAACCACCAACCUCUGCAUGGGAGAAAGAUGUGGCAGUUUGCUUCUGUAAAGAUUACAGCCUAGGAAACCCUAUGGGGCAGUUCUGCUCUGUCCCCUAGGGUCACUGAGUUGGAAUUGACUCAACAGCAAUGAGUUUUUUAAAUGAUUUAUUGUAAAUACUCUAUAAUAAAUAGUGGUGUGUGCAUGUCCGUCUACUUUGAAACUUUAGGUUUCUAUUAGUGUAAUUGUAAGUGGUACCAACGUAAGUGGUACGAGAUGGAUUGACCCAGUGGCUGCAACAAUGGGCUCAAGCAUAACAACGAUUGUGAGGAUGGCGCAGGACCAGGUAGUGUUUCACUCUGUUGUACAUGGGGUCCCUGUGAGUUGCAACCGACUCAACAGCACCUAACAACAAGUGGUCCAAUAAAUUCCAGAAACUACUGCUGGAAAAGCUCCUGUGAUACAUUGGAUAUCAGACACAUAAAUCCCAUUUCUUUGCUUCAAGACAGCUCUAGAGAUACAGAUGUAUUUUAACCUUCCUACUGCUAGGUUGGAAACCCUGGUAGUCUAUUGGUUAAGAGCUAUGGCUGCUAACCAAAAGGUCGGCAGUUCAUAUCUACCAGGCGUUCCUUGGAAACCAUAUGGGGCAGUUCUACUCUGUCCUGUGGGGUUGCUAUGAGUCAGAAUCAACUUGAUAGCAAGGGGUUUGGUUUUUUGGUUUACUCCUAGGUUGAGGAGCUCUGGUAGCUCAGUGGUUAAAGUGAUUGGCUGUUAACUGAAAGGUCAGCUGUUCAAACCCACCAGGUGCUCUGUGGGCGAAAGAUGCGGCAGUCUGCUUCCAUAAAGAUUUACAGCCCUAGAAACCCUGUGGGGUCUCUAUGAGUGGUGGGUUUGGUUAAGAAUAGGUUAAGAUCUAGGUUAAGAACAGAAAAACUACAUGCAAAAUAAAAAGAUGAAGGGAACUAAGGAGAAGUCCAGGGUUUUUUUCUUUCUUUUAGCACCCAUAAACCCAAAUCUUGGCUUUCCAUGCUGUAGUUCAGUUUUAGAAUAAACCAAACAGGACUGGAGAAAUUAAUAAAGUUAGGUGAUGAAAUGUUGGUGUAUAUGGGUGGAGCUUUACUGUAGAGAAGAAUGAUAGAAUAAAAGGAAAGGAAGAUUGGGAUAGAGAGGAGAGAUGAGGUCAUUGGAUGAACAAACCCCAUCCACUUUAUUGUUGUCGAGAAUCUAUUGGCAUUCAGCUCUAUGCCAGGUGUUAGGCAAGGCACAUUAUGCUGAAUCCCUGAAACUGGCCAUUUAUAAAUCAUAUCUUCGAAGCUGAAUUACAGGUCACAAAUUUUUAGAGAUUGUGUUGGGUAAGAAACAGGGUAGUUCAGGCGGCGGCUGCAGUGGUGGUGAUUUUCUUGGUUUUGGCUCUGUCGUUGUUUCCUCCCAGAUAGAAGCAUUCAUCAUUCAUUGCCAGAUAGCAUACCUCAGAAGUUCUGUGGGCAACAAAGAUUGGGAGCACUUGGCCUUUCCCACAGGCUGCGUGGGGCUGGAAAUGACACCAAGCUCAUCCCGAAUGUCUAGGAGCAAGUCUCUGUGUUCUUAGAGGUUGAGAAUUAGGAAGAUCCUGGACAAGACCGGAACCCUGAAAAGGGAGUGAGAGUUUAAGUCAUGGGGGGUGCAAGUGUUUUGUUUCAUUCAUCUCCAGGGUACGAAGAAGAGAAGGAAAACUGAAACUCUGCAGCACCCCCAAGUAGAAGCCACUUUUUACACUCGUCCCUCUUCUUAGACCCGAAAUUUAUUUUAUUUCUGCCAGUUUGUACAAGUCCUGUUUCUUACAUUCCUAGGCUGACUCUCCCAGGGCCUUCUGUUGGUCAGUCCUGUGCCUCAGGGUAUGUAAUGAUCAACAGCAUCCCUGUUUUAUCAGCAGCUGACCUCUGACUUGGAGACUUCAGUCCUCUUUGUCAGUUGCUUUUGCUCAGCUUCCACACCUUUAUUUCACUCACCGACCCAUUCUCGUUAAGUGCUUCUUUUUACUUUUUUAUACUUUGUCUCCCCAGCAUGCAUGCCCAUUUAGAGUUCGAUGUAAGUUGUGAUGCAUUUAUAAAUUCCUGCUUUACCAUGUAUUAAAAUGUGUUUCGCAUUUGGCAUACGUGCAUUAGAUGCUGAAUCACCGUGGAGAAGGGUGAGGAGGACGCCCUUGCCAUAACGAGCGUAAGGCCCUGUCCCCAUCAGAUGAAUUAACAUUAAUUCACAACACUCAGAUACACUUAUAAGACAUGCCCAGAACAUGACUGCAGUACAGAGAUUUCUGUUGCAUAUUAUGCUUAGUCUGGGAAGGGUUGAAUGAACUCUGAGAUACUUUGAAGGUUUUGCACCACAGGCAUUAUUAGCUCCAGAGGACAGAAAUAAGGGCAGACUGGCUUAUCGCAUGCAAAUGUAAAUAAGAAACUGAACCAGAACUAAUUCCAGCUCAAGGUUUCUUGUUCUGGGAUUCUCCAGGCCCUUUGGAGGACUUAGAUUUUGGUUUGUAAGACCUUGUCCAUUUCCCUCAUAUCACUUAGGUAAGACCCUCGUCCACAUCAUUGACCUCAGCAAAAGUCACCGAAGCAGAUGUAGCUUGAGGUGAAGACGGGAGACCUUGGGUUAAGAACGUUGGGUCAUUUGAUCCCCUGCAGAGAACCUGAUCAGGUCACUGCAUCCACCUCCCUUUGGUGACCCCUUCUAUAAACAGGAAUAGGAAUUCUUGCUACUGGAUCCCUUUCAUCAAGCGUCUUAGGCUCGCUGAAUGAAAAGCCCUAUAAAAAGGAGAUGCAGCCCUAAUAAUAACAGAUACAAUCUUGAUAGCUAUUUUUGAAGAGCGGCUUUGUGCCGCUCUUGAUCUCCAUCAAUGUCUGCCAUACUUGCCCUGCUAUUACCUUUCAGACUUCCUAUUCUUAGAAUCAUUUGUGAGCCCUGGGCUUGGGGGAUUGUAGCCCCCAGGGCUGGAAUGCCUAGCUUGAGUGGAAUGCAGACUGUCUGGCAGGGUGGAGGUUAAAUAAAGUUUGCCUUGGCAGCCCCCUCUGCUCUUGGAUGGGGACAAGUAACUCAGGCAUAGGAGUGAUGGCAUGAGCUGCCAUGUGUUGUAGUACUAAAGGCAGUCCUCCAUGUGUGCGUGGAAGUGGUUGACCAGGUGUUCCACCCAUGGCCAACAUAACCAUGCCAUCUCAACCAUGUGCGUACUAAGGAAGCCUUGGCCAUCUUGAACCUCAUGACCAUGUCACUCUGGAAAAAAAUGCAGGAACAAAUCAAGAAUAAAUAACAUAGAAACUGAGGGAUCUUCAAGCCAAGGCCUCCCGAUUUGGUGUAUCUGUUCCCUCAGAGUUAUUGACUCAUUUUUGAAAGAUGAAGGGGGAAAAUGCCAAUGUAAUAAGAACGAUUGCCAAUCAAUCAACAAACAUAAGACAGGGUUCCUACUCCUGUGGCGCUGUGAUUUGGUUGAAAAAGUAAAGCUGCAAACGCAUAAGAAAACAGUUAAUAUUACAAAGUAAAGUACUAGUUCUCAUCGGUGCUAUACAACUGAGUGCUAAAGAGUUCUAAGGGGCGGAAGAGCACCUCUAGCUGGAAUGGUCAGGAAGGACUUCAUGGAGGAGGUUGCUUUAAACAGGUCUUCCGGAAGGGAAGGCUUCAGCCUGUUGGAGACGAGAGGCCAUGCCAGUGAGAGGACAGCUGGAAGCAAAGGGAAGACCUGGGCAAGCCUCAGCACAGGGUGUGGGGAUCUGAAGACAGCUGGAUGCUGUAGGAGUGGCUCAGGAGGGGGAUUUGCAUGCAGUUACCGACUCUUGGAAACCCUGGUGGCGUAAUAGUUAAGUGCUAUGGCUGCUAUCCAAAAGGUCAGCAGUUCAAAUCCACCAGAUGCUCCUUGGAAACUCUAUGGGGCAGUUCUACUCUGUCCUAUAGGGUCGCUAUGAGUCAGAAUUUACUCGACAGCAGUGGGUUUGGUUUUUUUUUUUUGACCGACCCUUAACAGUAAAUGCUGUGCAUACAGGCUAAUGAGGGUGUUAUAAUGCUUCCUGCUUGAGGAGAGGGGAAAGUUUAGGUGCAGCCUCACCCAGAGACAGGGGUUGAACUAGAGGCCCUUUUAGUGUUGUGUUCUGUAAAACAACAUGUAGUUCCUAGUGGGCACUCAGUAAGUAACAUCAUUAUUAUUAUUAUUAUUAUUA
Molecule: messenger RNA, 27071 nt
Organism: Loxodonta africana (African savanna elephant)
Lineage: Eukaryota; Metazoa; Chordata; Mammalia; Proboscidea; Elephantidae
Gene: SNX19
Product: sorting nexin 19
Exons: 10
Coding region: 486-3158 (890 amino acids)
Cellular component (GO): intracellular membrane-bounded organelle
Molecular function (GO): phosphatidylinositol binding
Source: RefSeq, a predicted model, not a curated record